This is a messenger RNA of Colletotrichum costaricense, 693 nucleotides long. RefSeq lists its product as uncharacterized. The coding region runs from base 1 to 693 and encodes 230 amino acids. The record is from RefSeq and is a predicted model, not a curated record. The transcript has a single exon. NCBI's taxonomy places the organism in Eukaryota, Fungi, Ascomycota, Sordariomycetes, Glomerellales, Glomerellaceae.
AUGUUCACGACGGGGAGACGGCGAGGAGCUGUGGCUCAACGACCCAUGCAGUUUUCACGAUACGACGCCCUCAGCCGUCUGAAGAAGGGCAGACUAACCAUAAACCGAGACUUGGCCCUUUCCAACAUGCAGACUUCCAACAAGCACUCAAUACGGCCCGCCCAUCGCCAACUUGCAGCAAACCAAUGCACGGGUCGUUGGGCUGUCUCGACCCAUUCGAUCCUCUGGGCGCUUUCUGCCCCCAGUGGUCUCCAGUGCACUCCACGCAUGUCGACGCGGCCGGGCGGAGCUGUCGUCAAGGAUAAGCCUCGAUGCCCUGCACUUCACCACAUCGGGCAGCCCGUCGACCGGGCGGCCCUCCCCCAGUUCCCCGGGGCAAGGCAGCCUAAGCCUAGGUCCCCAGGACUCAGGAGGCCAAGGUCACAGAGGGUGUACGCUGUAUCGAAUGGUCCACUUGACGCGGUUGCGUCGAGAGGACAUGGGAAGUCGACGGAUACUGAGGAGAAAAGAACGCUGUCGACGGGAGCCGGGCCAAUAGUCGAUUCCCUUGAACGCCUUCGGGGCCGCCAUGGGCAGGGCCAAGCCUUUCAACGGUCUGACGGCGGCUCAUCAUCAACUACCUACUCCAGUGCACGGAGUAUUCACACAUCUAUAUCCGCAUGUGCCAACGGCGAGGUGGCAAUGACAGCUUGA